Molecule: messenger RNA, 618 nt
Organism: Leptosia nina
Lineage: Eukaryota; Metazoa; Arthropoda; Insecta; Lepidoptera; Pieridae
Source: the annotation of a GenBank genome assembly
AUGGAGGUACAAUAUCUCACAAUUCUGUUAAGUGUUUUGUGGUGUAGCUGCGAUGCUAUUAUGUGGAGCUUGGCACCUAACACUCAAAAGUGUUUGAAGGAGGAAUUACAAGCAAAUGUACUGGUAGCCGGUGAAUAUGAAAUUACAGAAUUAACUGGUCAGCGCGUUGAUUAUAUUGUUCGGGAUUCUAAAGGACAUAUAUUAGCACAGAAGGACAAUAUCAAUAAGGGAAAGUUUACCUUUGUAACUGAAACAUAUGAUACAUUUGAAGUCUGUUUUAUAUCAAAAAUGCCACCAGAACGUCGUGGGGUUGCACAGGAUGUACACUUAGAUAUUAAAGUCGGAAUUGAAGCUAAAAAUUAUGAAGGGAUUGGUGAAGCAGCAAAGUUGAAGCCAAUGGAACUAGAGCUAAAGAGGCUGGAAGACCUCUCGGAGGCCAUUGUCCAAGAUUUUACCCUCAUGAGAAAACGAGAGGAAGAAAUGAGAGAUACCAAUGAGUCCACAAACAACAGAGUUUUGUUCUUCAGUGUGUUCUCAAUGGUAUGUCUACUGGGGCUGGCUACAUGGCAAGUGCUGUAUCUACGCCGCUAUUUUAAGGCCAAGAAACUUAUUGAAUAA